Molecule: messenger RNA, 663 nt
Organism: Cylicostephanus goldi
Lineage: Eukaryota; Metazoa; Nematoda; Chromadorea; Rhabditida; Strongylidae
Source: the annotation of a GenBank genome assembly
AUGGAAAGAAUGAUUCUCGAAAACGCUGAAAGACAAACUUCAUAUCGAAGUAGAGCCAAAGAAUGCAAGGAGCUGCCGAUUUCUGCAGGAGACUCAUUGCAGGGAAAGGUGUGGUGUCGGUCUCCUCCAGGAUUCGGCUGGACAGGCGCUGAGAACAGGUUAGACGACCAGUUAAUGUGCGGGAUUGAUAAUCGGAAUCCAAACACACAGGCGCAUACAAACACAGUAACGCUGCAUACCAACUCAAUUCAAUGCGGAUCUUAUUGUUCACGAAAAAAACGAGUUCUGCACCAUUGUUCUGGCGUUGAAAUGCCGAAAAUGGGAAGCGGUGGGGAAGAAGGAAGCGAACAGUUGAAGCUUCUUCUCGCUAGUUUGCAUGGACUGCGAGAAGUGGAAGCGCUGCAAGAGUUUGGUGGCAGCGAGACAAUAGCCGAACUGCCGCCAAGGUUUGAGGCGGCCGGCUGUCGCUGGUUGGCAAUGAGUGUGUUAUAUCUCGUAUCUAUGUGGUAUAUCCAAGGUCAAUCGCUCCCUGUGAGGAUAAACAUGCGCAUACUUUGCAUACUGUGCAUGGUUUUGGGCGAAGGGGACUAUCGCGGCUCGUGUUUUGCGCGUUUUCCGCCUGAAUUCAAUGACUUUUGGACUCAAAACUUGCAUGAUUUUUGA